This is a messenger RNA of Arachis duranensis, 3663 nucleotides long. RefSeq lists its product as uncharacterized. Gene Ontology annotation, molecular function: zinc ion binding. The record is from RefSeq and is a predicted model, not a curated record. NCBI's taxonomy places the organism in Eukaryota, Viridiplantae, Streptophyta, Magnoliopsida, Fabales, Fabaceae. The transcript is spliced from 9 exons. The coding region runs from base 319 to 2391 and encodes 690 amino acids.
ACAAAAAACAAAAAAAUAUUCAUCUGAUCAUAUAUCUCUCUCUCUCUCUCUCUCUCUCUGCGAUGACUGUUAGUGUUACCAAUGAUGAAUUUCUCAGUGUAGACGAAUAAUGAAUUGAGUUUACAUUUUUCAUUCUCUAACGUUUACAACUUUGCAUUUACACUGGUUAAUUGGCUAAUAACCACUAUCACACUUCCAAUUUACUCAGUGCUUCAUGCUUAAUUUCUAUUCUAUUCUGAUACCUAAAAAUUUCUAAGCGCCAAACUCGAAUUGUGAUAUAAGCUUGUCGGAGGAAUAGCUCCAAUAUCUUGAGAUAAGAUGCCGAGAAUGGAAGACAUUCUAAACCUUCCAGUUCAAGAUCCCCCAUGUGCUGAGUUCUCUGCUGCUCACAUAAAUUGGGUGAAAUUAGAGGGUGGUCGCCAAGGGGGUGAUGAUAUUGCUCUGAUUCCUUUUGUCAGAGUGGAUGGUUUUGUGAAAGGGGAGUCUUCAAAUCCAGAAUGUCCUGCUAGCUUCCGUGUAGAAUCAAGGAGGAAGAGACCUGAGGGGAGUGUCACUAAACCAAGGGUUGACGGCUAUCUUGAAUAUACCUUGUACUGGUGUUCUUAUGGUCCUGAGGACUAUCGAGAAGGUGACUCGUGCAUAGGAGAUAGCAAAAGUACCAAGCCUGCUUCAGGGAAGGGAAGCAGACCAGGGAGGCGUCAUAUGAUGAGAGGUUGCCUUUGCCAUUUCACUGUUAAAAGAUUAUAUACACGCCCUCUUCUUGCUCUAAUAAUAUACAACCAAAGAAGGCAUGUAGACAAAACAGGGGCACCGUGUCAUGGAAUACUUGAUAGGGAUGCAAUAGGAACAAGAGCUAUGUAUGCUCCACGCAUUUCCGAUGAGUUACGCCAGAAAGUGAUGUCUAUGCUUUAUGUUGGGAUAUCUCUUGAUAACAUAAUACAGCACCAUGUAGAGGUUAUGCAGAAGCAAGGUGGACCCCAAAACCGUGAUGAUUUUCUCACUCGAAAUGAUGUGCGCAACAUGGAACGGAGUAUCCGUAAUUCUUCACAUGAAUUGCAGGAAAACGAUGAAUGCAGUGUAAAGAUAUGGGUCCAACGCCAUCAGAAGCAUGUUUUCUAUUACCAAGAUAACUCAGGUUCACAAUCAUUUGUUUUGGGCAUACAGACAGAUUGGCAGCUGCAACAGAUGAUUCGUUAUGGAAAUAAGAGUUUCAUUUCUUUUCAUUCAACAUUUGGCUUGAAGAAGCUUAAGUAUCCAGUGUGUUCGUUACUUGUUUUUGGUUCAUCUCAAAAUGCAAUUCCCGUUGCUUGGAUAAUCACCUCAUCCUUUGUCGGAAAAGACAUACAUAAAUGGAUUGCAUUGCUAUCUGAAAAGAUACGAGCCAAGGAUCCUAGAUGGAGGCCUAGUGCUGUUAUACUGGAUGAUCCAUCUUUUGACUAUAAUAGCAUAAGAGAGGCAUUCCAGUGUCGCAUCUUGUUAUGUGCCUGGCAUGUUCGCCGUUCUUGGAUCAAAAAGCUUUUUAAGACAUGUUGCAACUUUGAGGUGCAAAGGGAGAUGUUACGGCACCUUGGAUGGAUUCUUUACUGUACAAGAUGUGGACCAAAUGCUAUGGAUGCACUUGAAGAGUUUAUGCAAAUUUUUGUUGAUCAAUGUUCUUUCAUGGAGUAUUUCAAGAGCAAGUGGCUACCAAGUAUAGAUAUGUGGAUUAAUGGCAUAAAGUCACUACCGUUGACAAUGCCCGAGUCACUUGCUGCAAUAGAAUCAUAUCACAUAAAAUUGAAAUCCACACUUUUGAAAGAGAAUAAUGCUAAUUUCUGGCCAAGACUUGACUGGUUAAUCCACACUUUAACUACUGGAUUUCUCUCCUUGUAUUGGCUAGACCAAUACAGUUUAGAUACUGGCUAUUUUGCGAAUCUACAAGACAAAUCUUUAUCUGCCAAUGCUUGGUAUCACGCUCUCAAUAUUCCAGAUGUUGAUGUGAUACUGGAUGAGCAAAAUCUCCGUCAUGCAAAAGUUCUUUCUCAGACUGACAGAAACUUGGUGUAUACAGUUUGGAAUCCUGGCUUAGAAUUUUCACUUUGUGAUUGUUCUUGGUCUAGGCUGGGAAACCUUUGUAAACAUGUAAUCAAGGUGGCAACUUUCUGUAGAAGUCGGCAGGUUACAAGGCCGUUGUUGUCUGCUCAAGUUUAUAAACAGGCUUUGCUCACCCUUCUCCAUAAUCCACCAGAUGAUCCUUUAGUCCUUGAUCAUACCGUUCUACAUGUGGCUCGUUUGCAACAAGACAUUAAAGCCUUGGAAGAAUUGUCAAAUAGUGGAUUGCUCCAGCCUUUAGCCUCCGAUUUAAGUUCUCAAAUGGCCGUAAAUCCUCUCCUUUUUCAGCAUCAACAUUGAUUGCCGGUGUUUUUGAAUGGAAUGAUAACUGGAUUUACUCCAGCCAAAGCUGUUGAUUUAAUUUAUCAAAUGGCUACAAGUCCUCCCACUUUGCAGUAGCUGCACUGAUUGGCAUGUUUUGAAAGAAGAUUGAUUGUGUUUGGGUUAAAGCUCAUUCUCAUGCUUCUUUAAUCAAGGGUAAUACUAUGGUGAGGAGUGAAGUUUUGAUGAAGAGUGAAGAUAACUUUUUUUAAUAAAGAAAAAGACCACACAAAAAAAUUAUCAUGCGCAAUGCACAUGUUCUUUAUAAAUUUAGUAAAAAUCUUUACCCUUCAUCCAAUUCUACUCUUCACCAAAGAAAUUCUCUUUAAUCAAUCUUACUUCAUGAUCCUUGAGCAGUCAUUUGCUAGAGCAGAAAAGAAUAUAUAUUCCCUGCUGAGGUUCAACAACUGCAGAAGGGGGGUGGAGAUAACCUAUGGUUAAGGUUGUGUUUGUGAGUUGUGAUUUUGGAGGAAAACAAGGGGUUUCAAGAGUAACUAGGAGUCCUUUUCACUCGUCAAACCCUUCAUUUCCUUCCCGUCGCACACACGAACACAUCCUUAAGCGAAAGAACUCUAGGUUGCCAAGAUAAAUGAGAGGGGAAGGAACAAAAGGGUCCAGAGGCACGAAAUGCAUUGAGACUUUCAUUUUGUCUUUGUGUUCCCUUGGGCUCUGGCGGUAGUGAUUGGGAUUUUGAUCCAUUAUUUUCUAUAUCACCAUAUUGCAUCAGGAAAUUUAGAUGGGGAAUGUUUGGCAUGGGGAGUGGUCUUCCAGAAACAAGAAAUAGCAUGGAAAAUAAUAUCAACAAUGUCAAGACUCAGUGAUCACUGGCCAGGAUACUAGUAAAAUAAUAUGUUAAGAGCACUGCUCCAUUUUUUCAUUGGUCACUACUUUGAUCUAACCUUUUCAACAAUAAGGACAUUCAUACAAUCAUAUCAUGUAAUUGAUAGCAUUGUUAACCCUUAGGAAUGUUAGUGUUGCAAGUGUGAGGAGUGUUGAAGUUAGUCCCACAUCAAAGAAAGCAUGGAAGAGUGAGGAGUUUAUAAGAUGAGAGACUCAUUAACUUGAAACCUUAAGGUUUUGAGUUGGAUGUGGUGUCUUCUCAUCUUAUGUUUCUAUCGCUUGUCGAGAGCUCUCCACGGUUGGCGUAGCCAUAUUGUUAGAUAAGAUAAUAGUUAGAAGCAGGAAAUUAAUAUACAAUAACAUAUUCAAAGAAUCUUAAUAUACAAUGAUUAACGUUUUAUUUUUUUAUUA